Molecule: messenger RNA, 1934 nt
Organism: Alosa sapidissima (American shad)
Lineage: Eukaryota; Metazoa; Chordata; Actinopteri; Clupeiformes; Clupeidae
Product: 5-hydroxytryptamine receptor 1E
Exons: 2
Coding region: 304-1443 (379 amino acids)
Biological process (GO): G protein-coupled receptor signaling pathway, coupled to cyclic nucleotide second messenger; chemical synaptic transmission
Cellular component (GO): dendrite; membrane
Molecular function (GO): neurotransmitter receptor activity; G protein-coupled serotonin receptor activity
Source: RefSeq, a predicted model, not a curated record
CUGAUGCACCGCUCAGUGCGUCCAUUCAAGCCGAAGUGGUAGAUUUCCUGGAGUCCGAAACUGCAUGCUCAAGGGAAGGCAUAGGCUAAACAAAAAAACGGAUGUAUAUUUGGAGCAACAGUCAGAGAGGAAGGGCAGAUCUUAAGUUUUACGCUGUGUGACAACGGAGAGUUAAUUCCUCUGGAGACAAUGCAUGGAUUAAAAGCGGUAACAGUGAAAUCAAUGGGCUGCUGUUAACCUGGAGCGCUUGCCCACUGCUGUGGAGGGAGUCCAGCUUGGCAGGAGGGCCAGGCUGAGGUAGUCAUGGAGAUGGAGCGGUACCUGUGGGAGAGCUCGGAGGUGCCCCCCAAUGCCACAAACUGCACUGACGUGCCGACGGGGGCAGUGUUUCGAGUCCCCAUGGUGACCGAGAGGCUCGUGGUGGUGGUCCUCCUGGGGGUUUUGACCUUGCUCACGGCACUGGUCAACAUAGCGGUGAUCACAGCCAUUUGCACGACCAAGAAGCUCCACCUGCCCGCUAACUACCUCAUCUGCUCGCUGGCCAUCACCGACCUCCUGGUGGCCAUCCUGGUGAUGCCCGUCAGCGUAGUCUACAUCACCAUGACGACGUGGGCGCUGGGCCAGGCGGUCUGCGAGGUGUGGCUGAGCGUGGACAUGACCUGCUGCACCUCCUCCAUCUUGCACCUGUGCGUGAUCGCGCUGGACCGCUUCUGGGCCAUCACCAAAGCCAUCGAGUACGCGCGCAAGAGGACAGCCCUGCGGGCCGCCGCCAUGGUCGCCGCGGUGUGGGUCAUCUCCGUCUUCAUCUCGCUGCCGCCCCUCUUCUGGCGGCACCGCCACAAGGCCACCGUGGCCACCCAGUGCAUCAUCGAGCACGACCACGUGGGCUACACCAUCUACUCCACCCUGGGGGCGUUCUACAUCCCCAUGACCCUCAUCCUCGUCCUCUACUACCGCAUCUACAGCGCGGCCAAGACGCUGUACCAGAAGCGCGGCUCCUCCCGCCACCUCAGCGGCCGCAGCAUGGACAGCCAGCACUCGCUCGGCCACUGCCGCGUGGUGCACACCUUCUGCGUGUCCGACCUCUCCACCUCGGACCCCUCCAUGGAGUUCGACCGCUUCAAUGUCACCAUCCGCAUCCCUUCCUUUGAGGCCGACCUGGACGUGCCGGACGAGAGGAACCAGAUCUGCACCCUGCGGGAGAGGAAGGCGGCACGGAUCCUAGGGCUCAUCCUGGGGGCCUUCAUCCUCUGCUGGUUGCCCUUCUUCAUCAAGGAGGUCCUUGUGGGCCUGCGGCUGGUCAGCCCCUCUCCUCAGGUGUCGGACUUCCUCACCUGGCUGGGCUACAUCAACUCCCUCAUCAACCCACUUCUUUACACCAGCUUCAAUGACGACUUCAAGCUGGCUUUUAAGAAGCUGAUCAGGAGGAAAGGGCACGCAUAAAGCGUUUUGCAGACUUCUCAGUAGCUGAUAGAGUAAAGACUUUGAUUACAGGCUCUUAUCCCAGGGAGUAGGAGCAGAUUUUUGAAGAUGCAAAUUCUAAUGUUUAUGUAUGUAAUGUUUAUGUAUAUGACUGCACUUGAAGGAAUUUACAUAAGGCAACAUGUGCUGCACCCUAGAAGGCACAUUUGGCAUUGCUCUGUAAAAUGACAUGCUGGACACUGUUGUAUUUAAAAACAAUUUCCAUGGAGUGGGUCAUGUAGGACCUAGUGUUGUUUGUAAUGAAGCUCACUGAUGCAAGAAAGCAAGAUGCAAUGUACUACUAAACUAAACUACAAAGCAAUGUUUUGGCUUACACCAAGACUUUACUGUCAUAACAGGAUAUUUUCUAUUAAAACAUGUACAAAAGGAGUGUGAAUUACCUAUUAAGUAUGAUAAAUGAGUCCAAUAACCAGUGACAGGAAGGCUGUCACAGCCUGCCAGACUGGAAACAA